Molecule: messenger RNA, 2454 nt
Organism: Engraulis encrasicolus (European anchovy)
Lineage: Eukaryota; Metazoa; Chordata; Actinopteri; Clupeiformes; Engraulidae
Gene: ftr84
Product: finTRIM family, member 84
Exons: 8
Coding region: 329-2038 (569 amino acids)
Molecular function (GO): protein binding; zinc ion binding
Source: RefSeq, a predicted model, not a curated record
UUUAACUUAACACAGUCACAGUUGUGCUGUUGCUCUCUCGCUCUGUCUCUGUCUCUAGAGCUGCUGUCCUCCUAAGGCAGUGUGCCGGGGGUGGCCGAGAUCAUCUGGUGUGCCGUGGAAAAUUCUAGAAUGUACAUAGACUGUACAUUCUUAGUAUAGGCACUAGUGUUUUAUUUUCAGUUAGCAUUUACAGUUGGAGGUGUUCCUUGGCACCGUCUCCUCGGAAAAAGGUACCUUGGCUCAAAAAAGGUUGAAAACAGUUGUUCUGUUGCUCUCUCUCUCUCUCUCUCUGUCUCUGUCUGUGGUGCUACUGUCAUCCUGAGGCACCAUGACAGACUCGGGCUUCCCGGAGACGUGUGCCCUGUGCAUGGACACCCUGCGGGACCCCGUCACCAUACCGUGUGGGGACACCUACUGCCUGGAGUGCAUCAAGAUCUACUGGGACCAGUACGACCACGUGGGUGUCUACAGCUGCGCCCAGUGCCGCGCCACCUUCACCCCGCGCCCGGUCCUGCGGCGCAACAUGCCCAACGUGGGCUCCCCGGACCCGCGCGACCCCCAGACGCCCCUUCCCCAGCUCACGCCCUUCCCGUACCUGAAGCGCGACUCGCUGUGCGACUUCUGCACGGGGCGGCGCAGCAGGGCGGUGAAGUCGUGCCUGGUGUGCCUGGCCUACUACUGCGAGACGCACAUCAAGCCCCACUACGAGUCGGCCACCUUCAAGCGGCACAAGCUGGUGGACGAGACGGGCCACCUGGACCGCAAGAUCUGCCCGCAGCACGAGAAGGGGCUGGAGCUGUUCUGUCGCUCCGACCAGAUGUGCGUCUGCGUGCUCUGCACGGUGCGCGAGCAUCGGAGCCAUAACAUAGUGAGUGCAGAGGAGGAGAGAACAGACAAACAGAAAAUUCUAGUAGUCACACAGUCAGAUGUUCAACAUAUCAUCCAAGAGAGGAUGAAGGAACUGCAGGAGCUUCGCCACAAUGUUGAGUUGCUUAAGGGGAAUGCCCAUCGAGCACAGGGGGACAGCGACAAGAUCUUUAACGAGAUGCUGCAGGCCGUGGAGCGCUGGCACGCGGAGAUCAGCCAGCUCAUUCAGGCCAACCUGCAGGCCUCCAUGGCACAGGCCCAGGGCUAUGUGGAGAGGCUGGAGCAGGAGAUUAUGGAGCUGCAGAGGAGAGACUCGGAGCUCCGGCAGAUACUGGACACUGAGGACAACAUCCACUUUCUGCAGAAUUUCCCCACGCUGUCCGUCGCUCCUGAGCCCAUGGUGCCUAAGGUCCUGAUCAACCCAGAGUUCUCCUUCGGCGAGAUCACCAAGACCGUCACAGACAUGAAGGAGCACCUGGAUGACACCUGCAAGAAGGAGGUCGGCACAAUCUCAAAAACAGUGAGCGACACUCCAGUUUAUGUCCUUGUACCAAGAGCUGGGGGACGCUUAAAAGCUCCUGUAAGAGCGGACUUCCAGCAGCCAAAGAACAGAUCAGACUUCUUGAGAUAUUCCUUUAGCCUCACAUUUGACCAAAACACAGCUUACAAAGAGCUGGCUCUGUCGGACAACGGCCGCAAGGUGAUGAGGAAGAAGACGGUUCAGUUCUACCCCAACCAUCCGGACCGCUUCGACGGGUUCUGCCAGAUCCUCUGCAACGAGCCCCUCAGUGGGUUCCGGCACUACUGGGAGGUGGAGUGGACCGGCGAGUUCUCCAUCGGCGUGGCCUACAAGACCAUCAGCCGCAAGGGCAAGAGCUCCAGCAGCCUGCUGGGCUACAACGAGAAGUCCUGGAGCCUCCUGUGCUCCGACUCGGGUUACUCCGCCUGGCAUAACAAAGUCGACAAGGACUUGCCCCAAGCGCCCCGUGCAGGUCGCAUUGGUGUUUAUCUAGACUACGCAGGCAACACGGUGUCUUUCUACUCAAUCUCUGAGACCAUGGAUCUCAUUCACAAAUUUUCCGCAAAGUUUUCUGAAGCACUUUAUGCAGGUUUUGGGGUUGGCUCUUCUGUCACUAUCUGCACCUUGGAGAAGAACACCCGCCCUUACUAAUGAGUCGCAGAAAUAAGCAACAGUUUGGGCAAUCAAUAUCAUUAUGUCUUAUUUGAAAGUGCACUUUGCCAGUAGCUUAUGUUAUGUGUAUAAAAUUGACCGUAUGGACGUAUAAGUACUCUGGGACAUUACAGGGUUUUUUUAGCCAUAAAGUGAAAUGCUUAUUUGCCUGGUGAAAUGUUGCUUACUGCUAUGUUCUUUUCAGCUACAACAACAGGCAUGUAUUAAUAGGCCUAAAAGCUGAUUAUAUGAAAAUGUGUUGAUUUGUAAAAUACAUGUUAAAAAUGAAUGUAAAUAAAACAUGUAGGUAUAUGCAUGCAUGAAAAUGAAUAAAAUGCAACAAUAGCACAAAACUUUGGAUAGCUAUGAAUGGCAAAACAAAAAAAUGAGUCCUGUCCACCCCCCAGUUACAUUUC